AUGGCACGAGUUGCUGCAGCAAAAGAGAGCAUCGAAAAGGCUCUGAAGGAUGAAAGUAAACCGUGGGCUAAAUUAUUUUCAAUGGCAGAGGCCAAAACUGGCAUUGAUCGGCUUUACAUAUUUCUGGGGUUAGUAGGAUUUUUAGCUCUAUACCUAGUAAUUGGAGUCGGACAGCAGCUAGUUUGUAACAUUAUUGGCUUUGUGUAUCCUGCCUAUUGUUCUAUGAAGGCACUUGAAUCUCGAAGUAAAGAGGAUGACACCAAGUGGUUGACCUAUUGGGUUGUCUUUGCUGUAUUUACCAUUAUUGAAUUUUUCUCCGAGUACAUCGUGUGCUGGUUUCCGGUGUAUUGGCUUUUUAAGUGCAUUUUUUACAUUUGGUUGAUGGUUCCACUUGAAUACAAUGGCUCCAUUGUUCUCUAUCAUCGUUUUAUUAGACCAAAAUUCAUCAAGUAUCAGCCGGAUGUUGACAAUCUCAUAUCAAAGACUCGUGAUACUGUCGCAAAAGCUACAUCUGACGUAAUACGAGACUCUUUCAAAAAGGAAUGA
Cotesia congregata is the source of this 546-nucleotide messenger RNA. The record is from the annotation of a GenBank genome assembly. NCBI's taxonomy places the organism in Eukaryota, Metazoa, Arthropoda, Insecta, Hymenoptera, Braconidae.